Messenger RNA from Myzus persicae (green peach aphid), 1954 nucleotides. Its product is annotated as UDP-glucuronosyltransferase 2C1-like. Gene Ontology annotation, molecular function: UDP-glycosyltransferase activity. The coding region runs from base 155 to 1786 and encodes 543 amino acids. The record is from RefSeq and is a predicted model, not a curated record. The transcript is spliced from 5 exons. Lineage: Eukaryota; Metazoa; Arthropoda; Insecta; Hemiptera; Aphididae.
GACAGAUUCGCCGCGCGAGAACUGCAGCGCGUCGUUAAAUUAUAUACCACGGCGCUGUACACGACAUAUACCACGACGCUAUACCACGGUGCCGCACACGACCUGGUAUUAUAUUUUAUGAUAUCGUACCGCGUAUACACCGCACCGGAGAACGAUGCCGAACGCCUGCAGCCACCGCAGCGGCCGCCGAAGCGAUAGCACGGGCGCGGCCGCGAUGCUGUGCCGGGCGGUGGUCUCCGCGGCCUGCUGCUUGCUGCUGGUGGCCGGCCCGUGGACGCCGCCGCCGGUCGGCGGCAUGAGGGUGUUGGCCGUGGAAACGAUCGCGGGCAAGAGCCACUGGAACUUCAUGCGGGCCGUGCUCCGGGCGCUCACCGACGCCGGCCACACGGUCACGGUGUUCACGCCGUUCCUGGACGGCGGCCGGGACAACUACACGGAGGUGGACAUAUCUGCGGCGUUCCGCAUGAAACUGGACGUGGACAUGGCCGAGGUGAUGGAGAAGCUCGUCGAGCCGUCGUCCAUACUGCCGCUGAUCGUCACCGUCAGCCGGUCGCUGUGCGACGCCAUAUUCUUGGACGACCGCAUGAAGGCAGCGAUGCGGCCUCCCGCCGACCGCGACGCGGGUUACGACGUGGUCAUCGUCGAACCCAUGGGCUCGGAGUGCGUCUCGCACGCGGCCACCGUGCUGGGGCUGCCACUGGUGUUCGUCGUCCCGUCGCCGAUGAUAAGCUACCACGAGGGCUCGUUCCUGGGACACGUCCCGAACCCGGCCGUCGUGUCCCACGUGAUGGCCGACCACGCGGUGCCCAGGACGUUCGUCCAGCGGUUCAGCAACGCUGUCCUGUUGGCGUACAGUGUGUUCGUCGUCCGGUACACCGAGUGGUCGCUGAAGCGCGCCGAUGCGCCAAGAGCGUACGACAUCCUGGCGCCCGUCCGCCCGUCAGCGGUGUUUGUCAACAGCCACUUCGCUACCGAAGUCUCCAGGCCUGUACCACCGAACUUCGUACACGUCGGCGGACUGCAUUUGGAAAAGCCGAAGAGCUUGCCGGCUGAUAUUUUAGAAUUUAUCGACGAGUCCCCGAAUGGGGUGAUUUACUUUACUUUUGGUUCAGUGGUGAAAAUGUCAUCGAUGCCGGAUUAUAUUGAAAAAUCAUUUAAAGAAGCAUUAGCUCAAGUCCCUCAAAGAGUUUUAUGGAAAUAUGAAGGUCAAAUGGAGGACAUACCACCAAACGUGAUGAUAAAAAAAUGGUUUCCUCAACGUGACAUACUUUUGCACCCUAAAGUGAAAUUGUUUAUCAGCCACGGAGGUAUAUCCGGAGUUUAUGAGACUGUGGACGCUGGCGUUCCAGUUCUUGGAUUUCCAUUGUUUUAUGAUCAGCACAGAAAUAUUGCCAAUUUAGUUGACGCUGGAAUGGCGAUUUCCAUGGAACUAUUAUCUGUGUCUACAGACAGGGUUUUAAAUUCUAUUUUGGAACUCAUUAACGACGAAAAAUACUCGAUAAAUGCUAAAAUCACUUCUGAACGAUUUAAGGACCGGCCGAUGUCACCAGAAAAAUUGAUUGUUUACUGGACGGAGUACAUACAUCGUCACAAUGGAGCCCCACAUUUGAAAUCACAGGCUCAUAACCUAACGUGGUAUCAGUACUUUCUGUUAGACGUGAUUGCAGCAGUAUUAAUUUUAAUUUUAACAAUUGCAUUCUUUAGCUUUACCAUUUUUACAAUUAUUUAUAAAUACAGUCUGAAACAUUUAUACAAUUUUAAACCGAAAUCUGAGAAAUUAUCUUAGUUUUAAUCUCCCGUCCACGUGGUACGCUUGUCGCUUGUACUCACACAAUAACAUUGACUAUUUAUUUAUGUACUAAAAUUGAUCGUGUAUUGUUAUAAUUUAUUAGAGAAAAUAAUAUUUUAAAUUUCAAAAAUGAAACUUACAAUUUUUAACGGUAAAUACAAUUUA